This is a messenger RNA of Knipowitschia caucasica, 1854 nucleotides long. Lineage: Eukaryota; Metazoa; Chordata; Actinopteri; Gobiiformes; Gobiidae. The record is from the annotation of a GenBank genome assembly.
AUGUCCAACUGCAUCGUCCGUGAGUCCAUUUUGACCUGUCGCACUCUUCUUCUUCCCAUUCAUCCAGACCCUGGGAGCAGCAGGAUGAGCGCCCCAGCAGAAGUCCUCCUCAUCAGGGACCAGUACGAGUCCGCCUUCCACGCCCUGAACCGGGGCCUCUCCUCUGAAGAGGCUGGUCUCAAACCGGACGCUUUAAAAUACUACCGAAAAGCUCUCCAACACCUCACCCAAGGCCUCCAGGUCCCCACCGCAGGAGAGAGGUUCCAGGCCCCGGUUUGGGACACGGCCCGGAGGCUCCAACAGAAAAUGCGAGAAACUUUACAAACAGUCACCAAUCGUUUGUUCGAGCUGGAGACGUCACAAGAAGUGGUUGGAGAUCAGCGGAAAAGACUUCUUGGGAAUUUACCACAAAACUGUUACCCAGAUCUAGACCAAAGCAGACCUCCAAACACAUCUAUGUUUCGUCUGUACCCUUCUGUACCAGCCUCCAACCAGGGGACCUCCCCCAGCCCCCUUCCCAGGCCUGCCAUUGUCCCUUACCCCUCUGCUGGUACGGCUUCGGGUCCAGCCAUGGCUCAUCCGGCAGAGCAGCCUCCAGCCUACAGUGAGAGGCCCACGGUUCAGCACAGUCUGUACUAUGACUCCAAUAACAAGCUGGUGGCGGUGGCGACCAACGAGAGUGAGCUGGUCCACAUCCCGGCGGGGGUGCAGAUGUUUUUUGUGGCCCCCAGUGGUCAGGUGAGCUCGCUGUUCUCACCUGGAUUUCUGCGCAUUGUCAGCAUGGAUCCCAACGAGAAGAAUCCAGGAUCAAGACCGACUGUGUUUUUGCACGUGUGUGAAUGGCUGUACCCGCUGGCCCCCAACACUCCGGUGCUGUUGGCGAAGUCUGGGAUCUACAUGUUCCCGGACACGCUCACCACUGUCGCUGGGACCUUCGUGGGGAUCGUCCUGUCCUCGGAUCUGCCCCUCGCCGACCGAGAGCGGUUCCAGGACGUCCUGAAGCAGCUGGUGGACUUCAGGGUUCAGGAGGAAGGAGAGACUGGUCCCAUGCUCGACCUGAGUCAGAAAGUCCCUCUGCUUCCACCGCGACUGGGAGCCACAGGUGCAGAGAGGGAGAAACCUCCUCUUCCCUCCUGGAGCGAGCGGAUGGCGGAACGCAUUAUCCAUGGAGCGACCUGGCUGAGCGAAGAGUUUAGCAAAGGAGCCGACGUUACAAGUCGAGCCGUUCAUAAAUCUGGGUUUAAGAUCCGGGACAGACUCACCCCUGAGGAAACUCCGACCGAGGUCAGCCCUAGAGUCACCGAAGGACUGGAGGCCACCCAGAAGGCCACCGGGGGCGCUUUGCGGGUCAGCAAGUUUUUAGUUGAUGGAGUGAGUUCCGUUGCGGGUCACGUGGCGGAGAAAGUGGCUCCACACGUGAAGAAACAUGGAGCCAAACUGGUGCCAGAAUCAUGGAAAAGCAAAGACGGUCAACCUUCAAACUUUGAUGGAGCUAAACACGUAGCUUCCAGCGGCGUGAAAGGUUUCUCCACACUCUGGACAAGUCUGGAGGCGGGAGCAAAGCUAGUUGGAAAAAGCGUAACUGCGGAGACGGUAACCACGGUGAAGUACAAGUAUGGUAUGGACGCCGGAGAAGCCACCGACACGGCUCUGAAGUCUGUGGUCAACGUUGGAGUGACGGCGUACAACAUCGACAACCUGGGAAUCAAGGCCAUCAUGAAGACGGCUGGGAAGGAGACGGCGAAGGCCAUGGUCAAAAGAAAAGACGGAGAAACAGUAGAAGGAAUGGAUACAGAGAAACCUCAGACAGACUCUAACACAGACCUCACACUCAUGAAAACAGAGGAGAAAUAA